Molecule: messenger RNA, 477 nt
Organism: Arvicanthis niloticus (Nile rat)
Lineage: Eukaryota; Metazoa; Chordata; Mammalia; Rodentia; Muridae
Source: RefSeq, a predicted model, not a curated record
AUGCCAAGACUAACCUCGGUGACAGCCAAGUGGCAGACCCCGGAGCCCUCCGAAGCCGCCCUCGGUCCCACCUUCCGAGGAAGCCUGCCUUCCCCACGCCUUCGACCGGAGGCACUUCACUGCCUGUCUCCCCGCUCGCCCCAGCCCCAACCCCCGCAGCUGAGGCGUCGCAAGCGAACGCCCCUGUCACCGCACCCUCACCGACCCUUCUUCCCUGCUUCCCCAGCCCUUACCUGCCGCUCUGAGGGGCGCGGCGCACCUCGGGGUCAAGCCCGCGUGCCGGUGGUCUCCGGUGAGGACCGCGCCGCCAGCGGACGCCCCACAGAGGAUCCGCGCCUCAGUCGGGCUCGGCGGGGCCUCGCGGCCGGCGAGCGCUGGCAGCCCACCGCGGUCCUCCUGUCAGCGGCGGCGCGGGGACAGGCUCGCCCCUCAGCACCGCGGCGGCGGCGGCGGCGGCGGGCGCCUCGCUCCGCCUAG